This is a messenger RNA of Scatophagus argus, 1356 nucleotides long. It is a transcript of the gene prrg2, whose product is annotated as proline rich Gla (G-carboxyglutamic acid) 2. Gene Ontology annotation, cellular component: extracellular region. Bases 225 to 836 code for a protein of 203 amino acids. The transcript is spliced from 7 exons. Lineage: Eukaryota; Metazoa; Chordata; Actinopteri; Scatophagidae. Gene Ontology annotation, molecular function: calcium ion binding. The record is from RefSeq and is a predicted model, not a curated record.
GGUUUAUAAUGUGACAUUGCUGAAAAAACAGCGCAACACUUUGUGAACCGAUGGCUUCAACACAAAACUCAGUAUAGGGAAGAUUAGGUUGAAACAAUAUUGGUGCCUCCAGUUUUCUGAAAAUAUAGAAGAAUAAGUGAUGUUUUUCUUCUGAAAAGUUUUGACGGACAGAACAAACUGAAGCCAAGUAAGGAGGCAAAACUGUUGGACAGGUUUUUGUUUCAAUGGCAGACUUGUCAGAGGUGUGGAUUACUGUGCUGUGCCUGCUGCUGGUGGUCCACUGUUCUGUCACCUACAAACGCACUCCAGGAGAUCCAGUGUUGGUGGACGAACAGUCAGCAACCUCCUUCCUGUCUCGCUCACUGCUUUAUAACAGCUGGGACUUGGAGCUGUUUGUUCCUGAUAGUUUAGAAAGGGAGUGUGUAGAAGAGAAGUGCAGCUAUGAGGAGGCAAGAGAGGUGUUUGAGGACGAUGUUCAGACGGAAUCAUUUUGGAUCAACUAUGUCAACAGUCAAGCAUAUGCACCCAGAGUGGAUGUAUCAGGACUGGUGGCAGGGAUCCUUGCUGUCCUGGUGUCAGCUGUUAUUGCAACUGUGCUGGGAAUCUACUGCUACAAAGCCAAACUCAAGGGUAGACGGAGUUCAGCUCAAGCUCCAGUGAGGAUGGCAGCAGAUGGGCAUCCAUCCCCAGAGUCAGUGCCUCUGGCUCCGAUCAUUGCCCCAGGUCUACCAAGCUACAAUGAGGCUCUGCACCGCAGUGGGCAGCACGAUGCCCCACCACCUCCAUAUUCAGGGGGUGCGCCAUCUGAGAAUGCUGAACCAGAAGACAAUGAAUGAUUUGGGUUAGAGUAAGAAAAGCAAUGGGUUUGAUAAUAAUUGGUGUUUUGAGUAAACUUUUAAAUAUUGCAUGUUGUUUGAUAUACCAUAUUUAUGAGUGAAGAGCUAACACAAUCCUUGACAGCACUGAUAGAGUGAUAUAAGCAUUGGCUGGCCAGUAGUCUGUCCUCUACAGAUAUGAUGCUUUAAAGUGGGUACAGCUGAGGGUGAAUAUUAUAUUUGUGCUUGCACUGUGCACCAAACUGUGUUGUGUUUGGAGUUAAUGCUGUCCAGAGCAACAACAGACAAUAAGUUCAUAGAGCUGUUGAUUCUUCUAGAAAUGCCAGACAUCUUUUACACAAUAAACCACAUAUGAUUCCCAUUCAGAUUUGGAUUGUGACAUAACACACCUCUCCAGCCAUAUUUUAUUCAUGUGUGUUUAUCGAGUCUGUAGAGCCAAAUGCAUGCCUGUGCUACGCACUUGAACAUGAACUUGAAUUUAUUAUUGAUUAUAAAGAAACACAUCUGGCUAUAGCACCAA